AUGGUGAAGAAAACACUUACCUCACCACUUACAAUGAUUGCCCCACAACCUGAAAAACCUCUGCUAUUGUACCUGACCUCUACUCCUCGGUCUAUUGGAGCCCUACUUGUCCAAGACAUAGAUGGAAUUGAGAAGCCAGUCUAUUACAUCAGUCGCAAAGUCAAUGGUGCUGAGUCGCGAUAUACUCCAUUUGAGAGGCAUUGUUUAGCCUUAAUCUUCACAAUGCAGAAGUUGCGUCACUACUUUUUGGCACAUUCGAUCCAGGUUGUGACUUGGAGUGAUCCAGCUAUUAAGAGCCAAGUACUUACAGACUUACUGGCCCAGUUCCCAUCUGGUGAACAUGAACUCGUAGAGGUACCUCUACCAGGUGAAGUCCAUGUUUCAGUAGCUGCAAUUGAGACUUAUUGGGACUUCAAGUUUGAUGGAGCUUCCGGAGCUGGGAAAGGUGGAGCUGGUGUAACACUAACCAGUCAAGAAGGAGAGAAGUUUCAUCUAUCAUAUAAGCUUGACUUUGAGUGUUCAAACAACGAGGCUGAAUAUGAGGCCUUGAUAUUGGGUCUAAUAGUUGCCCAAAAGAAGGGCCUCCUCCAAAGGUUGCUUACUCAGUUUGAUGAUGUCCAAAUUCAGCAUACUCCUCGUACACACAAUCGUUUCCUCGAUGCCUUGGCUACAUUGGAGGUAAAGGUGGUGGAGAUACCAGAUGAUAGUAUAGCCAUCGUCAUCGAGAAAAGAAUAACACCCGCAGUGCUAGCCGACGAACAUGCAGAGCGAGAUGCUGAGGGAUGGAAAGCAGAUAUAAUCCAACAGUUGAAAACUGGUCAGGGAAUAAUCAAACCAGCAGAACUUGCAUAA
Molecule: messenger RNA, 852 nt
Organism: Camellia sinensis
Lineage: Eukaryota; Viridiplantae; Streptophyta; Magnoliopsida; Ericales; Theaceae
Molecular function (GO): RNA-DNA hybrid ribonuclease activity; nucleic acid binding
Source: RefSeq, a predicted model, not a curated record